AUGCAUUUCAUACCAUCAGUUCACUGUCUGUUGUGUAAGAAGCAUGAUGUCAGCAAGGCAUUGGCUGCAAAAUACAAGAAAGGACAUCACAAAAGGUGUCCUAAUAAGAAAGAGAAUGUUCAAAAGUAUCAGCAACAACAGAGCAGGUUUGCAUGGCAUGCAUCACAACCAGCGGCGGCAACAGCAGCAGCAUCUGAUGUCACCACUGCAUUGGCAUAUACAAGGGAGAGUGAAGUCCGCAUGGGCACUUUGAAAGGCGUCCCGAAUUGGAUGCUUGACAAUGUCAAGACUGCCAAUGAGCUUGAUGACGACAAUGAUGAAGACUCCCACGAUGCUUCUGAUUUUGUCCAAGACUUGCGUCACUGCAUUGACAAAGCCAUGUCAACUGCCAAUGACCAAGACUCUUCCUUCAAUUUUGCUUUCUCAUGCAAAGCCCCACCUGCCAUUGUCAUUGCAAUUCAUAAUAUCAGUGAACAGUUUGGCCAUAGACAACCUCCGAGUACAUCUGCAACACUACCAAUGACUCCAGAUUUGUGA
Cylindrotheca closterium is the source of this 537-nucleotide messenger RNA. The record is from the annotation of a GenBank genome assembly. Lineage: Eukaryota; Bacillariophyta; Bacillariophyceae; Bacillariales; Bacillariaceae.